GAUGACUUAUUUCGCUAGUGAUAAGUAUAUUGGUGAAAAAACUGAAUUAAAAUCGUUUUAAAACUUGUUGAGCUGCAAAUUGAGUGACAGGAACUGCAUUUGAAGCAACGCUUCUAGAUAAAAAUUUGUUUUAUUUUGGCACUUUCUGCUGGAAAUCAUACUUCCAACGCUUCCAACUGACAGUUUUUAUUUCAACCGAGCUGUUAUCUCCGCUACGCUCAAAACACAAAAACAGCCACGAUGAAAACUGUCAGUGCUCUUAAAGCGACUCUCCAGCUUUAAUAAGUGAGUUACCGCUGAUUUUAACGCGACAUUAUGCUCGUUUGGAGACCGGGAGCUGUCGCCUUUCAGACACACAGGCGGCCGUUCAGCCGUUAAGUCGCUGGUAAUGUGUUUAUCCGCCGCAUAUGUGUGGUUUUUACUCACUAACGGACGAGUCGUGAUGAACGCAGAGGCCUCUCGGCACUUCUGAGUAUGUCCACCGCAUGACAGCGUGUUAUCUUCGUUGAAAAGAGCAGUUUGCCAGCCGAAGUUGCAGCCAUGGCUUCCGCACUGAGUAGCUUCAGCGGUCCGGAGGUGCUGGAGGACGUGAAUCACGCCCGGGGUUUGAUGAACGAGCUGAAGCUGCUGUACGACUGCCGGCUGCUGGGAGACGUGACCAUCGGGGUGGAGAGUGAAGAGGAAGAGGAGUCCCUGGAGCCCAACGGAACCGGAGCAGGAGGCGAUCAACUUUUCCUGUGCAGCCGCAACGUCCUCGCCGCCGCUAGCCCGUACUUCAAAAGCAUGUUCACCGGGGGGCUGAACGAGAGUGUCCAGGAGAGGGUGGUCAUCCGCGGCGUGGACUCCGAGUCCAUGGCGGUUAUCAUCGAUUACUGCUACACCGGCAGGGUGACUAUCACGGAGGGCAACGUCCAGAGGCUGUACGCUGCAGCCAACAUGCUCCAGCUGGAGUACAUCAGGAAAGCCUGCUCCAGUUUCAUGACCAGGAGGCUGGAUCUCUCCAACUGCGUGGGCAUCCUGAAGUUUGCAGACACCUAUGACAAUCCUGAGCUGAAGGAGAACGCACAGGCUUUCAUAGCCAGGAACUUCAGCCAGGUGUGCAGCGGAGGGGAGCUGUGUGAGCUGGACCUGGUGCAGCUGAAGGAGCUGCUGUCUCUGGAUGCUCUGGACGUGGACUGUGAGAAGAAGGUGUGCUCUGCUGCCUUACAGUGGAUAGAGGCGAACGCGCUGCAGAAAAAAGAGGAUGCACUGCAGGCUCUGAAAUGUGUGCGCUGGAACCUGUUCACAGAGAAGGACAAGUGUUACCUAGAGAGCCUCAUGGUGAGACCUUUGACUGAGAAAUACCUGGCGUCGUUUUUUAACCGGUCUGCGGAGGACGGCUGUGGAAUGUGUCCAACGCUGGAAGUACCAAAGCACAGGAUAGGAGUUAGCGCAAAGGAAAUGAUUCUCUUCUUCGGGCUUCCCAACGACAACAUAAUGUGCUGCGAUCCUUACUCGGAGGAUCUGUAUUUCAUGGCGCCUCCUUUGGAAGAUCUCAGCAGUCAGGAUUACAAACGCUCCACCAUGGAGUCAUUAAUUGCCUGCGCCACACCUGAAAACAACCUGUACCUUGCCUCACACCUCUCCAAACACUUCUGGCUCUACAACCCGGUGCUGAACAGCUGGCAGGAGUUGGCAGAGAGGCCGCUGGGGAGGAUUCACUCUGGGAUGGGCUACCUGAACGGCCACGUCUACCUUCUGGGAGGAAGAAACCCAGUGACGGACGCCAGACUGAAGGAGGUGGAGUGUUACAGCGUGCAGAGGAAUCAGUGGACGUUUGUGGCUCCUCUGCCUCACUCUCUGGGUAAAAUGCAGGUGGUGGCGCUGAACGACCACCUGUACGUGGUGAACAAAAGGAGAAUGCUUUGCUAUGACCCCAAGAGGAACCGCUGGCGCCACUGUGGCUCGCUCAGAAGGGACAAGCUUCACAAGGCCUGUGUUUAUCAGGACCAGAUCAUCUGUGUGUGCGACAUCCCCGUGGUGAAGGCCUACAGCCCCACCAGGGGGGAAUGGAAGAGGCUGGGGGACAUUCCCAUAGACAGCCGGGCUCUGAACUACCAGGUGAUCCAGCACAACAACAAGCUCCUUCUCCUCACGCAGACGCUACUGCAGCACAACAAGAACCGAGUCCUCAUCCAUGAGUACGACCCGGCUAGAGACACGUGGAAGAACGUCAUGGCGGUGUACGUGUCCACUCUGGGGCCCGUGUGUGUUUCAACACGCGUGUACCCAGCGUGCCUCGGCUCUGCUCACAGCUUCUCCACAGAGGAGGAUGAUGACAGUGGCUCCAGCGCCGACUGGGACUUUGACGGGCUGACGGAUGCAGACUCAGACUCUGGUAGCUCCAGCUCCUUCUCAGAUGAGAACUGGUAGCGAAACACAUUACUGUGUCAAAGAAAAGUUUAACUUAUUAAUAAUGAAAUGGAUUCUUACAGGGUGGUGACGGUGUUGGUUCAGUAUUAAAGCAGUCGCCUACAUUAAAAGCACAAGCUGAUCACGCGGACCUCUUUACAGGUUUAAUUUGUAUUUCUUCACAAGUUUGGAUAAUGAUUGUUUGCCAGGGAAGAGGAGAAUCAGUUGAGUUGGUUGCAGUGAUUCUUUAUAAAGUUUUUUGACACAGUGAGUACAAAUGCAAAGGCUUUGUUCUUCAAGGACAUGGAGUUAACAUGGACCCAUGUUUACACCAUCACUCAAGAGGAAAAUUAAAAGGUUUCCCUAUAGACUGGAGGAUCUGUCUUCAUUAUGUAGCCCGUUGUUCAGGCAGCUACAGAGAUGCAAUUAGAAGAGCUCACAAGAGGCGGAUUAAAGAGGCCAUGUUACGCUUUCUCGGCUUUCUGUUCUUUUAAUGUGUUUUGUGCAGAUCGUCAAACUUUUAAAUCCCAAAGUCCACACCAGAGGGCGCCAUCAUCUCCCACAGAAAACACUGCUCCUCAGCUGUCUGAAGUCCAGGUUCUCUUAUGGAUGUCACAGUGUAACUUGGCGUAACAGCUGCCUAUUGGCUAGUUUGGUACGCCCUCAGAGAAAGAAUGAGUGGCUUCCUCUUGUCCGCGCCCCCCCCCUUACAUACUGCCUGUGUUGUCUCGCUUUGGUCAGGACAGCUGAUAAAUCAGAGCAAACUGGGCUUUUUUUAGAAUUAAAGAAACCUGAGCCAAACAUGGGCGUUUCAGACAGCGAUUGAGGAAAAGGUGCUGCAAUAAUGUAAAUUUGGAGAAAAAUAAUGUGCUUUUAAACAUGAUCAAACCUGUAAAUGAGCAUGAUAUGGGCUCUUUAACAAAGAAUGGUCAAAGUUUUGUCCUUAGGCCGUGUUUAGUAAAAACACUAGAUCCUACACUUCCAAUAACGCCGUGGUUUCCAAACUGAACAGAAGUCUGAUGCUAGAACUGCUCCAACCUACCCUUAAAAACCAGUAACAGCAGAGCGACUCUCGUACCACAUCCCUCCAGAUAAUGCAACCGAGCGUCAGCUGAGUAGAUUAAAAAAAAAAAACCUAAGAAAAUGUGUUUGAUUCUAGCAGCGUCAUUACACUGACAGCUUGUCAAACACGCACGUCACUAAUGAGACAUUUAACUGCUGCAUUGCUUUAAUAGCUGCCUGAACUGAGACAUCGUCAGUGUUUUUACUUCCACCUGCGCUUGCUUUGAAAAGUUAAACAUCGGCUGUGAAAAGGUCUGUGGCUAACAAGAAAACACAUCAGUCAAAUACAAAAUACAAAAAUGGCCGAGGGUUAAUUGUCUCUUGUGUGUAACGCCUAAAUUUGACGUGACAGAAAUGGUUUGGGAACCACUGCCGUAAAGCUUUCAUAAGAUGUCUCCUGCUUCUAGAUUGUAAAGCAGGUUGUUAGAAAGUCGUACAUUCCAAAUCCAAGCUGAGAUACUUCAGUGUUUUGUUUUUGCUUUUUUGACUUGACAAAGCUCCUCCCAGCCCCAGAGAAGACACUACACUUAGAGCAAUUUGCACAUGCCGAGUAUUACUCCCCCUGACUCGUAAAUUAAAAUAUUAAAUAGGCGGAGGGCCCUUUAAUGCUUUAACUGUGAUGUGUUCCAUCAGGGGUGUCAAACUCGUUUUAGUUUAGAUUCCACAUUCAGCCCAAUUUGAUCUCAAGCGGGCUGCACCAGUUAAAUUACAGCGUAAAAACUCAUCAAUAACCACAACUCCAAAUCUUUCCUUUGUUUUGGAAACUGAAUGAUGUAGUAUUUUACUUUAUGAUCGACUUCACAAAAUAUUAUCAAAAUGAGACACAAAGUGACAAAAAAAUGAGAUGAUUGACAUGGAACGAAGCACAAACAGACACAAAUAUCAGACAAAAAAGUUACAAAGUGACAAAAACCAAGACAAACGACACAAGCAAGACAGAAAAACGACACAAAAAGACAAAAACUAUACUCAAAACAAUGAAUAUAGCAAAACAAAAAAGAAGUGAGACCAAAAGGAAACACAAAAUGACCAAAAAGAGAAACAAAACAACAAAAACAUAAGACAAAUGACAAGUCAGGUAAAAAAACAAAACAAAAAGAAGACAAAAUAUUACAAAAAUGAGACACAAAGUGAUAAAAAAAAUGGGACAGUUGACAUGAAAUGAGGACUGCACAGUGGGCUAGUGGUUAGCACUUUUGCCUUGCAGCAAGAAGAUCCCCGGUUCAAAUCCCAGCCUGGGCCUGGGAUCUUUCUGCAUGGAGUUUGCAUGUUCUCCCUGUGCAUGCGUGGGUUUUCUCCGACAGUCUAAAAAUAUGCUGAGGUUAAUUGGUUACUCUAAAUUACCCGUAGGUGUGAAUGUGAGUGUGAUUGUGUGUCUGUAUAUGUAGCCCUGUGACAGACUGGUGACCUGUCCAGGGUGUCCCCUGCCUUCACCCGAGUCAGCUGGGAUAGACUCCAGCACCCCCCAUGACCCUAGUGAGGAUAAAGCGGUGUAUAGAGAAUGGAUGGAUGACACGAAAUGAAGCAAAAAAAAGACACAAAUAUCAGACAAAAAAGUUACAAAGUGACAAAAAACAAGACAAAUGACACAAGCAAGACAAAAAAGGCACAAAAUGACAAAAACUAUACUCAAAACGAUGAAUGUUGCGAAACAAAAAACCCAAGGGAGACCAAAAGGAAACACAAAAUGACAAAAACAUGAGACAGACAAAGUCAGGUAAAAAAAUAGGACAAAAUAUUACAAAAAUUAGACAUAAAAUGACAAAAGAACAGUGAGCAAUCAAGUAUUUUACUUUGAUCAAAAAAACUUGUCAUGGUCUACAAAUUAAUUUAAAUUUAUAGUUUUACUAAUUUACAAUCUGCAGUUAAUGUCUUCUCUGUAAUUUUUACACUUUGAGGGCCGGAUUGGACCCUCUGGAGGACCGGUUUUGGCCCGCGGGCCUCAUGUUUGACACCCCUGUGUUACAUAAAUACUAGUUUGCGACUGAAAUAUUUGCUAAUGGCGCGUUGCUUAGCUUUGCCUGCUUAAGGUUGGCGUAAAAUCACGACUCGGAUGUUCGGGAUGUCGGGCAGCUCAAGUGCCUCCAGUUUAUGGCUUCAAACACAACUGGUCAUAAACGAGGCUUUCAAACGUAAACGGUCCUUUUCAUGAUGCACAUCGAGACGUCUCACACAGCCGGUGUCGUGAAAACUACCGUCUGAAAUCAAGAAGCCAACGUACUGUACGCUCACUCAGGUUUAGGCUUCAGCAAAAAGCCUGCUUGCCAUAAUUGAUGAUUUCUUUUUCUUUUUUUUUGGAUGUAGUGACAAAUAAUAGAUUUUAUGAGAUUUAUUUGAAGCUGUUGAGUGUAUGUAUGUUUUCUUACCUAUGAUGUUGUGUUCGGACAGUAAGUUCUGUGUUUUUUUCUUUGGUCCUGAUGAAUAAUUUUACUUGGAGGGUGAUUUUUCUGCAUGUCACGAAAACUGUUGAGAAGCCAUUGUCCUCACCAAGCACCCAGCGACACAUUUAUCAAUUUAUUUCCAGCCUCCAAAAUGACCAUAAAAUCGAAACAACAGAGAACCUUCAUCAUGGCUGUUAAAAAACAUAUUAAUUGAACCUGGAUGUGUCUAAUAAACUGGUAAAUGAGUGACUGGUGUGUCUCUGUGCGAUGGAUAGAAGAAGUGUUUGUGUGAGAGAAGGAAAGGCAGGAGGUUACUGGUUUAUGCAGGAUUAUAAAGCUGUUGUUGGUGUAUGUGUCAAAAUAAACAUCCGUGUCUGAUGCAGAAAUGCAA
Molecule: messenger RNA, 6225 nt
Organism: Acanthochromis polyacanthus (spiny chromis)
Lineage: Eukaryota; Metazoa; Chordata; Actinopteri; Pomacentridae
Gene: kbtbd7
Product: kelch repeat and BTB (POZ) domain containing 7
Exons: 1
Coding region: 541-2412 (623 amino acids)
Molecular function (GO): protein binding
Source: RefSeq, a predicted model, not a curated record